Frankliniella occidentalis (western flower thrips) is the source of this 3852-nucleotide messenger RNA. RefSeq names its product dnaJ homolog subfamily C member 10. Bases 343 to 2715 code for a protein of 790 amino acids. The record is from RefSeq and is a predicted model, not a curated record. The transcript is spliced from 13 exons. NCBI's taxonomy places the organism in Eukaryota, Metazoa, Arthropoda, Insecta, Thysanoptera, Thripidae.
GGGUGGCCCAUAUCAUCCAUUCAUGGAUAUCUUAUCUGUUAUCUGAGAGCAAGGCAAAAAAGUACAAGGGUGUUUUCAGCGGUAAAAGUAGCGCAGAUUCCCAAGGGCAGAGUUCGCCCCACGGUUGUUCUCUGGCUGCGAACGCAUUUGAAUCGAGGGCGGGCAGCGGCGGUCGUUGACAGCACUAUAUGCGCACAUCUCUCUCCAGCCAGGAGGUCGCGAAGCGUGGGCGGUGAACAUGGCGGCUUCCUAAGAACAUUACACAAAUUGUUUAUACAUCCGAAAGUCGAGAAUUGGUGUCUUCUCUUUCUCGCAAUUUGGUAUUCGUCAAAUAAGUAAACAAUGAGAACCCUUGCAUUUUUGACUAUAUUAGUAGUGUGUAUGAACGUGGCCUUAGGUGGUGAAGACUUUUAUCAGCUUUUAGGAAUUGCUAGAGAUGCAAAUAAUAGAGAAAUUAGGAAAGCUUUCAAGAAGCUUGCAGUAACUCUUCACCCAGACAAAAACCAGGAUGAUGAAAACGCCCAUGAAAAAUUUAUAAAGUUGACUCGGGCAUAUGAAGUUCUGAAAGAUGAAGACCUUAGAAAGAAGUAUGAUCUUCAUGGUGAAGAUGGUUUGCCCGGGUCCAAUAAGAAACAACAACCUCAAUACCACAGUUACACAUAUUAUCGUGAUAAUUUUGGAAUAUAUGAUGACGACCAAGAAAUUAUUACCUUGACCAAGGCUGAUUUCCAGCAAAGUGUUUUGAACUCCAACAGUUUGUGGUUUAUUAAUUUUUAUUCUCCUAUGUGCUCACAUUGUCACGAUUUGGCUCCUGUUUGGAGAGCUCUCGCGAAAGAAAUGGAGGGUGUUCUAAGAUUUGGUGCUGUCAACUGUGAGGAUGAGUGGCAACUGUGUCGUCAUUUAAAUAUAAGAUCCUACCCAUCUUUGUAUAUUUAUCCAAGUCGGUGGAAAUAUAGUGAUGAACGUUCUCUACCUGAGCUCCGCAAAUUUGUCCUAAGUAAACUAAAAACUAAUUUAAUUCACAUUCGAAGCAAUCAGUGGAUUAAUCUUUUAAAGUCUGAUAUAAACAAAGGGCUGUCAUGGGUUCUGUUCCUGUGUGGAGGACAGCAGUUUGAAGACUGCCCCUCCUCUGAAACCAGGCUGAAAGUUGGCUCCAUAUUGGAAGGGCUUGCUGGGCAAGGGUCAAUUGAUUGUGAUGCAGAUGUUGAGUGGUGUAGAGAAAUGAGCCCCUCUGGAGCAAAUAUUGUGUUCUGGAAAAGAGAAGGUGGAAUGGACUCGAUUGAAGGGCGUUAUUAUGAUAUAAGCAGCCAUGAUGCUCAGGAAGUAACUACCUAUAUUUUUGAUCUCUUGCCUAACCCUGCAGAUCUUGACGAAGAAGCUUUUCAGGAGAUACAUGCCCAACUGUCUUUAGAUUCAUCAUCAUCAUGGCUAGUUUACUUCUACAUUGGAUCACCUGACGAACAAACUAAAGAACUGAAAAAACUACCAUCACUUUUACCAACCUUAAGAAUAGGUCGUGUACAUUGUGGGCGCCACUCUACUCUCUGCACGAAGUGGCAUGUUCAUCGGUACCCAAUGUUUGCUGUGUUAAAGCCUGGAGGGAAGUUUGAGGUGUACCAUGGUAGAGAGAGUGCUCAUGAUGUGGCUAAUUUUGCUAAGGAUAGUAGUUCUGCUCCGAACUUGCACACAUUAUCAUCUGAGGAUUUUCCUGAUGUGCUGCAUAAGUCUGAUGGAUCGAAAAGUCCCUGGUUUGUUGACUUUUAUGCACCAUGGUGUCCACCCUGUAUGCAACUACUACCUGAGCUACGUAAAGCUAGCAGAGAGUUUGAGGACUCUGUUAAUUUUGGCACUGUGGACUGUACCAUUCAUUCAAGCCUUUGCCAGCGCUACAACAUUCAUGCCUAUCCCACUACAAUGUUCUUCAACCACAGUGAGUCGGAGCCAUUCAGAGGAUCUCAUACUGCCCAUGAAAUAACAGAGUUUAUUCAAGAAAUGUUAAAUCCUACUGCUAUUAAACUGUCAGAAAAAGACUUUUAUGAAAAAGUUGGAAACAAAAGCACUGAAGAGCUGUGGCUUAUUGACUUUUAUGCCCCAUGGUGUGGAGCAUGUCAGGAAUUAGCUCACCAAUGGAGAAAACUGGCAAAGAUGGUUACAGAAGUCCCAAAUGUAAAUAUUGGUCAGGUGGACUGUACUGUUGAGAGACUCUUGUGUCAACAUCAAGGCAUUCGUUCAUAUCCAACUAUUCGGCUUUACCCCUUCAAUAGUUUUGGCCUUAACACUGUGGCCAUUUACAGUGAUUAUAAUAGGGAUGCUUGGUCCAUUCGCUUAUGGCUUUUCACAUUUUUACCCACUUCAGUAGUGGAGCUGACACAAGAUACAUUUGAAAAUCGAGUUCUUCAUAGUGAAAAGCCUUGGUUAAUUGACUUCUACACUCCAUGGUGUGGGCAUUGUCAGCAUUUUGCCCCCGAAUUCCAGAUGUUGGCUUUGAAACUUGAAGGCAAAGUGAAAUGUGGAAAAGUGAACUGUGAUGCUCAUCCAGAGACAUGCCGCAAAGCUUAUGUUCGUGCUUACCCAACUGUCACUCUCUAUUAUCCCAAUACAAUCUAUCCCGAUCAAGGAGAAGAGAUCAAUUCCCAAAGAUCAGACCAAAUUCUAAGACAUGUGAACAAAGUUCUUUUAAGUUUGGGAGCAGAACCCACUCAUGACGAACUCUAAAACUUAUUAAUCUAAUCUUAAGCUUAAACAGCAAAUAUCACAAUUUACUUUUGCAUCAACAAAUAUUUUUAAAUCAUGAAACAUCUUGUCAGAUGGUACUGUCUGUUUUUCUGUAAAAUAUUUGCAGCAUUUAAAAAAAAAAUCUUUUUUAGUCCCCAAUGUCAUCUGCACCUCAGUUUUGUUGGGCUUCUAUUGUUCUCUCUCUUAACAUUUUUGUUUUGCAUAUCAUUUUUGUAGUGCCUUUGUAGUUAUAUUUAUUUCUGGAGCAUUUUACUGCUCAGUUUUAGUCAUUUUUACUUCAUAAUAUUCCUAACAGUGAUAACCAUGAAAAAUGUUGUGUUUUAAUAAUGUAAAAUGUUCAAAAUGUUUUGAAACAUACAUUUCCCACUUUUUUGUUGACUUUUAAGAUCUUAGGUGUAAUUUAAAAUGUGAUCAUUCUAGAAUUAUAAUUGAUGUGUGUUUAUUUUUUUAUUGAGUGUUCACUGCUCUUUGUGAUCUUUGUAUGACAGUGUGUAUAUGUUCUUGUGUAUUGAUCUACCUACUUGUGGAUUUAUGUGCCCACUAUUUGUGCAAAUCAUGCAACUACUCAUUGUGUCAUUUUAAAGUAAUAUGUUCUAUGAUUUUCAUUUAUACAUAUACAUUCAUUGCCAUUGUUAAUUAAUGUUAGUACUUACAGUAGCUUAACAUACUCAAAUUCCGAAUAACCAGGUGAUAAGGGAGGUAAUAAAAGAGGGGCAGUAAAGUAACUAUAUAUAAUACAAAAAUGUCUAAACAACUAGGCUCUUGGUUAAAACAGAAAUGGUCCAAACCGUUUUCAUUGCCAAUUUUUUUUGUUUUUUGUUUUUUGGUGACAUGAGGGAGGAGAGGUGUAUUGUCUCAUGGAAGCAGUUUAUGAAUGUGCACCAAAAUAUUCAUGUUAUGUGAAAAUCAAUGUAAAAUAGUUCAAGCUUGUUUUGAGCAUUGUCACAAUUCAGGUGGACUUGGACGAGGGUGGAAGUAAGUGCUAACAGUGGAGUUUUUCUGAGUAAUAGGCUACUUUUAUUUUGCCAAAUCAGGCUCCUACCCACAAUUUAAGUGUCCCUGUUUUUUUUUUAAUGAACAAUGAUCUGGAAAUCAAUAAAUAUUCCACAUUCUGGA